Ichthyophthirius multifiliis is the source of this 216-nucleotide messenger RNA. RefSeq names its product zinc finger domain protein. Lineage: Eukaryota; Ciliophora; Oligohymenophorea; Hymenostomatida. The transcript is spliced from 2 exons. The record is from RefSeq and is a predicted model, not a curated record.
AUGGAUAUUAUGAAAGAUUUAGGGGAAUGUUAUUUAUGUAGAUAGAUCAUUAAAGAAAUAUUAAGAUUAGAUAUUAAUGAAAAAUAAAAUAAUAAUUUUAAAGUUAUAGAAUUAACUACUUUAGUUGAUGAAACUAUUAUUGAAAUUGAAGAAAAUUAAAAAAAAUUAGAAUAUAUAUAAGAAGAUGAAGAAGAAAAUAAUUAAAAUAUCGAAUGA